AUGGGUCCCGAUGUGGCUGGGGACAGUCUUGGCGUCGAAAUCACAGACGAAGACCUCGAGGAAAGUUGUCAACCUUUCGUACGAAUCGAUGUUCAUGGUCAAGUGCUUGUUGACGAGGACACCUACACCGCCGGCGCCUCUGUUAUCGCAUGUUCAAAGGAGCAGUUCUUCUCCUUUCUGAUACCUGCGACAGCUCCAGUGACAAAUUUGCCGAACCGCGUUCCGAAUCUUCCAAAGCUUCUCGAGGUCUUGCGUAAGAGUAAUCUCAAGGAAUCCGACAUCAUGGAGAUCAUUUCUCAGAUUGAGCACAACGACAACGUUCCUUCACCGACAAGGAUCGAUCUCACCUCGGCUGUGCAGAACAUCCCACUGAAAAAACAGCAAAAUCGUGAACGAAUAGUGCAGGCCUCGCGCGAGCUGCAACAGAAUUUUAUAACUCCUGAACAGGGGAACGCCAAUCAAUUUAACCAGUUUGCUCAACUACAUGGUCUCCCAUCUCAUGUUUCUGGUGUUGCUCCAACGACAUUUCAACCACCAAUUACUGGAACAGUACCUCUUUUCAAUCAUCUGUUUACCCAUCUUCCGCGGCCACUACCGGAUCCCAACGCAUCCAAUCGGCCUCAACGGGAGAUCCACCCAGUGCGAGAAGAGAAAGCUUCAUUCACUUACUCGGUGGCGACUUCAGCUCCUGGACUGCAAUCUACUCAGGCACACUUCAGUACGCCACCAAACGUGGUAUGUUUCGAAUUGCUCAUCGUUUAA
Messenger RNA from Haemonchus placei, 762 nucleotides. NCBI's taxonomy places the organism in Eukaryota, Metazoa, Nematoda, Chromadorea, Rhabditida, Trichostrongylidae. The record is from the annotation of a GenBank genome assembly.